This is a messenger RNA of Tetrahymena thermophila SB210, 3399 nucleotides long. Its product is annotated as surface protein. Lineage: Eukaryota; Ciliophora; Oligohymenophorea; Hymenostomatida; Tetrahymenidae. The transcript has 5 exons. The record is from RefSeq and is a predicted model, not a curated record.
AUGAAAAUAGCAUUAAGUUAUGUUAGAACCAAUACUUAAACAGAUUGCUAAUAACUUUUAGCCUAAUAGUCAUUUGUUUCCAGCAGAAGUGAAUGCUUAAUAAAUUAAGGUAGUCCCAACAAUCUAAAUAACAAUGAUUAAGAAUUCGCCAAUAAUUUGAAAGGUCUUUAAAAUAACAAUUGUAUAGGCGCAAAAUAAAUUAUAUGUAAAUCUAAAACGGAAUAUGUACUUUCAACAGACAAUUGCAAAUCAGAUACUAUUUUUGUGAUACAAAAGAGUUCGAGCAAAUUAAUACAAAAGAUCUAUCUAUAAAUUAAUUUUUUGAUAGAAUCUAAAGAAAUUGUAGCAGCCACAAGUACUUAUACAGUUAAUUCUUAAUCAUUCCCUCCUAGUGGCUAAUUUUUAUAAUGGUGUGAUAAUGCUUCUUAAUUUUACUAUCAUCUUACAGAAAUAAAAGCAGAUAUAAACUCAAAUAAUCUGAACAUUUAGUUUAAAGCGUAUGAAGGCUCGAAAAGCUAUAAUACUAUUGUUUAUGGUUUUGUUCUUGCAAUAGCAUAUUGCCCUGACUUUUGUGAUUAAUGUGAUAAUAGUGGAUGUACAAAAUGCUCAUCUGGCUAUAAUUUAUCUAAUGGUAUUUGUAAUGGUUGCGAUGAUACUUGUUUAACUUGCUCAGGACCUGGAAAAAAUUAAUGUAUUACAUGCAAAAAUAAUUAUUAUAUAUCUGAUAAAAAUAAUUAUUGUGUUUCAUCCUGUGAUUCGAAUUAAUAUAUUGAUUCAACUUCUCCACAAAAAUAUUGCAGGUCUUGCAUGAGUAAUUGUUAGGCUUGCACCUACUCAAAUAACUGUUAAGCAUGCUAUAUAAGCUACUACUAUACUGGUAGUUAAUGUGCUCCUUGUGAUAAUACUUGCUAUAGCUGCUCAGGUCCUGGAAAAAAUUAAUGCACUAAGUGCUAAAAUAAUUAUUAUAUUUCUGAGAAAUUAAAUAAUUAUUGUGACCCAAAUUGCGACAUAAAUUAAGCAUAAUUUAUAGAUUCUUCAAACCCUAAUCAAAAAUACUGUAGAAAGUGUAUUACUAAUUGUAAGAAUUGUAUUAAUAAUACUAGCUGUACGACAUGCAUUGAUAGUUAUUAUCCUUCUGGUAGUUCAUGUGCUCCUUGUGAUAAUACUUGCUAUAGCUGCUCAGGUCCUGGAAAAAAUUAAUGCACUAAGUGCUAAAAUAAUUAUUAUAUUUCUGAGAAAUUAAAUAAUUAUUGUGACCCAAAUUGUGACUUAACUUAAGGUUAAUUUAUAGAUUCCUCAAACCCUAAUCAAAAAUACUGUAGGAAGUGUAUUAAUAAUUGUAACAAUUGUACUAAUAAUACUAGCUGUACUAAAUGCAUAGAUAGUUAUUAUAUUUCUGGUAAUACUUGUGCUCCUUGUGAUAAUACUUGCUAUAGCUGUACAGGUCCUGGAAAAAAUUAAUGCACUAAAUGCUAAAAUAAUUAUUAUAUUUCUGAGAAAUUAAAUAAUUAUUGUGACCCAAAUUGUGACUUAAAUUAAGGUUAAUUUGUAGAUUAGUCAAACCCUGAUCAGAAAUACUGUAAAAAGUGUAUUAGUAAUUGUAAGAAUUGUAAUAAUAAUACUAGCUGUACUAAAUGCAUUGAUAAUUAUUAUCUUUCUGGUAAUACUUGUGCUCCUUGUGAUAAUACUUGCUAUAGCUGUACAGGUCCUGGAAAAAAUUAAUGCACUAAAUGCUAAAAUAAUUAUUAUAUUUCUGAGAAAUUAAAUAAUUAUUGUGAACCAAAUUGCGACUUAGAUUAAGGCUAAUUUGUAGAUUAGUCAAACCCUGAUUAGAAAUACUGUAAAAAGUGUAUUACUAAUUGUAAGAAUUGCAUUAAUAAUACUAGCUGCACGACAUGCAUAGAUAAUUAUUAUGUUUCUGGUAAUACGUGCUCUCCUUGUGACAAUUCUUGUAAGUAAUGUUCAGGGCCUGGGGUUAAUUAAUGCAUUAUCUGUAGAUAAUCUGCAUAUCUUAUUUAACCUGAUAAUAACAAUACAUGUGUUCAAUCUUGUGAUCAAGACAAUGGUUAUUAUAUUGAUAAAUUAACUAAUCCUUUACAGUGGUACUGUAGAAAGUGCCUCUCAUCAUGCAAAACUUGCUUAAAUGGAAAUAGUUGCAGCACAUGUUUUGAUUAAAACUUUUUAAAUUCUUCGAACUAAUGUCAGCCAUGUGACUCAACAUGCCAAACUUGUAACGGUCCAUAAAAUACAAAUUGUAUGAUUUGUAAAUCUGGUUUACAUAUGUAACUCAGCACAAGUUUAUGCGUCCAAUCAUGUGAUUCGAAUGAGUUUUUGAAUGCAUUAUCGCAAUGCUAAAAAUGUGAUAACUCUUGUAAAACUUGUGAUGGCUCCUCAUCCAGUAAUUGCAAAAGCUGCUAUUCAAAUUAUUACCUUUAUAAUAAAAGCUGUGUUCCUGUAUGUCCAAAUGGUUACUCGCUAAAUACUAACACUCUUGCUUGUGAACCUUGCUAAGAUAAAUUAAGUUGUAAUAAUUGCUAUAACACUUGUUAAUUAUGUACGUUAGGAUAAAUUUAGUCUCAAAAAUGUAAUACAUGUUAUAGUGAAACAAGAAGAUUAGAUUCAAAUAAUAAUUGCGUUUGCUUAAAUCCUAAAGACUAAAGAAAUUUAUUUUACUAAUGCAGUUAUUAAAACAUAGCUGUCUUAUAUGCCAGUUUAAGUGAAAGCACUCCUAAAUUAAUAAUUGAUUUUGGCUCGCCAUUAAAGUAAAUAGUAAGUUCACCAAAUUAAUUAUGCAAAUAGGUAUUUGAAGAUUAAACAUUUGCUUUGCUAGGAUCUGAUUGUACAUGUUAAAUUACUGAUAACUAAAUUAUUGUGUCUUUGACUAACUCUUCUAGUAUUAUGGAGAAUAAUCUUCUUAAUUUUAAAUCUGACAUUUUGCAGUUUUAAGAUUAUAAUGUUUUUAUAGACACGUUUUAUAGAAAUAUAGUUUUCUAAAAUAAGACUGAUAAUCCUAUAUUAUAAUUUCAAAAUAAUUUCAUAGAAAACACAUGCAAUCCCGUAAUUAUCUCUCUAAGUGAAUUAAAGAAUGAUGCGGGUAGAGGUUUUUUUAAUAUAACAUGGUCAAUUGAGGAAAUAACUGGUAUUACAAGAGAAGAUUAGAUCUAAAGCCUUAAUCAAAUAAUGAAAACAGCAAGCUCUAAUUUGAAUAGAACAUUAAUCAUAGAACCCUCAAACUUACCUCCUAAUUAAAAUAUAACUAUAAAAUUUAGCUUUUUACUAAAAGUGAACAAAACUGGUUAACAAACUUUUAAAAUAUUUUACAGAAAAGAAAAAAUCAUCAGGAUACAUUAUCAACAAUCGAUUUAUCCACCAAUCUAUAGGUAUUGUAUUUAUAUUUGA